GUGGGGGAGUGUUUGUCAUUUUGGGAUAUUGUCAGGCAAAAAUAAAAGGCUUGUGUGGGCGGACGAAAGUUCCACUGGUCGAGUAGACUCCAGUCACGUCAGACCUGUGUCUCUAGCGGGCUUCAACCCCUCACAACACUUGUCAACAUGGAUAUGCUGGAUGAGGAACAGAUUGGCGCCCUCCAGAAGGCGUUCGACUCCUUCGACACGGAGAGCAAAGGCUUCAUCACCCCGGAGACCGUUGGUGUCAUCCUCAGGAUGAUGGGCGUCAAGAUCUCCGAGAAGAACCUUCAGGAGGUCAUCGCUGAGACUGAUGAAGACGGAUCUGGCGAGCUGGAGUUCGAGGAGUUCGUGGAGUUGGCCGCCAAGUUCCUCAUUGAGGAGGACGAGGAGGCCCUCAAGGCCGAGCUGAGGGAGGCCUUCCGAGUCUACGACAGAGAAGGAAAUGGCUACAUCACGACGGACGUGCUGAGGGAGAUCCUGCGGGAGCUGGACAACAGGCUGACAGAGGCGGACCUGGACGGUAUUAUUGAGGAGGUCGACGAGGACGGCUCCGGCACCCUCGACUUUGAUGAAUUCAUGGCUAUGAUGAAUGGUUAAUUCAUUCACCCCUCACUGAGGCUGUCUUUAUUUUCUUAUUUAAUUUUUCUUACUUAUAUUUUUUAAACUUGACAUUUAUUUGCUUCUUAUUUGUUUCUGUAUGAUUUACCCGUUGAUCAAUCUCUUCCAAUUUUUUUUUUUUUUGUUUUUGUUUCGACUUACGUGUUUGUUUGUUAUUGUCACGUGUUUAUGUUGCUGCUAACGCCUUGUUUGCACGCUUAGUUUACACCUAAUCACAUAGUUUUGUCGCUUAUCCUUGAACUAGGACGCUUAUCUAUGAGCUAGGAUGGUUAUCCUUAAGCUAGGAUGGUUAUCCUUGAGCUAGGAUCGUUAUCCUUGAACUAGGACGCAUAUCCAUGACCUAGGAUGAUUAUCCUAUAUCUAGGACGCUUUUUCUUGUGUCUCAAUGCUUAUCCUUGAACUAAUCACUAGCGCAAAUGCUAAUCCUUAUUCUAACCACUAGACUAGGAUGUUUAUCCUUAAGAAAGACGCUAAUCUAGGAUGUCUAUCGUUGUAUUAGCCACUAGGAUAUGACGCCUAUCCUCGUUAGUCGUUAAGCUUCCAUAAUCGCUUGUACCUGAACGAUUAACAAUGACUGUGGUUGCUAUACCGUCUUAGGAUAGUCAUGACUAAACGUCAUUAUAUCAUUUUUUUAACGUUACUACGUCGUUGCUACAUUAUUUUUGUUUAUUAUUAAUUUGUUUGUCAUUCCCUUUCGCCCUUAUUUCCCACCUACCAUUGGUAAACCUUUUUUUUAAUGUUCUUUUAGCAUUUUUUUUUUUUUAGUUUAAAUGAUGUUAUCGUUAGCAAGAGACUAUAAAUAUUUUCCAUCUUCUUCCAUCCAGGUCUUGUAGGUCAUGUUUUGGCUCCUUGAAAGAUUUCUUGUCCUUGAAAGAUCUUUCAUUGGUGGUAUGAUAGUCGUAAGCUAUUCCAUUAUAUAUAUAUAUAUAUAUAUAUAUAUAUAUAUAUAUAUAUAUAUAUAUAUAUAUAUAUAUAUAUAUAUAUAUAGGUCCUAGCUUUAUUCCAAGACUACAGUUAUAUUUCGAAACACCACUUGCAUUCCCAAAACCAUUCCCAGAAGCUUUUUUCAUUCCCCAAACACGCUUGCUUGCUUGCUUGCUUCCUUGCUUGCUUGCUUGCUUUCCAAACCCCCCCUUGCUUGCUAGAUUCACACACCCCUUUGCCUGCUGCAUUCCUCAAACCCCCCUUGAUUGCUUCAUUCCCAAACCCCCCUUGCUUGCUUCACUUCCAAAUAUCUUUACUUCCUUCAUUCCCCAAGCCCCCUUGCUUCCUUCACUGUGACCCUAUAUUAUUUGCUGAGAAUCUUUGAUUAUUCUCAGGAACUUUAUUUUAUUUACGUAUAUGUGUGAUUUUUUUUUUUGUUUAAGUGGCCUCUGUCAGCUCCCAUACAAAGCCUAUAUAUAUACGUCAUGCGCCGCUCUGCCACACAUGGCAAAGUCAGCUAAUAAACAAGAUAUAGAAAA
Molecule: messenger RNA, 2084 nt
Organism: Procambarus clarkii (red swamp crayfish)
Lineage: Eukaryota; Metazoa; Arthropoda; Malacostraca; Decapoda; Cambaridae
Product: troponin C
Cellular component (GO): myosin II complex
Molecular function (GO): calcium ion binding
Source: RefSeq, a predicted model, not a curated record